GCCAAUAAUUCAUUUAAUUUUGGUCUUAAAAAUGUGGCUUUUGCACUUCCCAACUACCCAGCCCUUCUCUAAGUUUAAAGAGUCUCCGGCAUCGGCGGCUACCAUGGCAUCGUCUACACAGCCGCCGGCUGACAGUAGGCGAACGUUGGCGGCGACGCCGACGCCGACACAGAGAGGUCUCAGGGUUCAGUACGGUCGUCGAACCGACAUCGACAUGUCAGAGGCUAGCCCAAAUAAUACUAAUCGACGACAGCUGCCGGACGGUCUCCUGCCGGAGCUUAUGCCAAAACACAUUGGAUUCAUUUUGGACGGUAACCGGCGGUGGGCCAAGGAGAAAGGGAUGAUGGUGGAGCUUGGUCACCAAUUCGGAAGCAAAAAGGUCAAGCAACUCAUUACUUUGUGUCACAACUGGGGAAUCAAAGUUGUUUCUCUCUUCACCUUCUCCACCGAAAAUUGGCUUCGCCCCAAGGAGGAGGUUGGGUUUUUGAUGAGGCUGUUUAGAGAGGUGAUUGAUACAGAACUUGAGGAGUCCCGGAGGGCCGGUCUACGAAUAUCAUUCAUAGGUGAUAAGUCGAAGCUUCCCAUAUCUGUGCAAGAACUAGUGCAGGCAGCAGAGGAAGCCACCAAGGCCAAUACAGAUGUACAUAUUUUGGUAGCAAUGAACUACAGUGGAAGAUCUGAUAUAUUGCAGGCAUGCAAGAAAAUUGCUAAGAAAGUGAAAGAUGGAGAGCUGGAGAUAGAAGACAUAGAGAAUGAAGGCAUUUUUGAUGGAGAACUGGAAACAAGCUGCGCUGAGUUCCCAAACCCAGAUUUGCUUAUUCGGACUAGCGGUGAGCUUAGGAUUAGCAACUUCAUGCUCUGGCAAUUGGCUUAUACAGAGCUCUUCUUCGUCGACAAGAACUUUCCCGACUUUCAAGAAGCUGAUUUCCUUCAGGCUUUGCGUUCAUUUCAGCAGAGACACAGACGUUUUGGUGGGCAUAAAUACUAGCAUUAUUCAUUAUAUA
Ipomoea nil (Japanese morning glory) is the source of this 1004-nucleotide messenger RNA. RefSeq names its product dehydrodolichyl diphosphate synthase 2-like. The record is from RefSeq and is a predicted model, not a curated record. The transcript has 4 exons. Bases 32 to 988 code for a protein of 318 amino acids. NCBI's taxonomy places the organism in Eukaryota, Viridiplantae, Streptophyta, Magnoliopsida, Solanales, Convolvulaceae. Gene Ontology annotation, biological process: polyprenol biosynthetic process; plastid membrane organization; response to cold. Gene Ontology annotation, cellular component: chloroplast stroma.